GGCGGUUGGUGGGCGGCAGGCGUGUGCGGCUUCGGAGCGGCAUCCGGACAGGCGGCCGACGCUGGCAUGUGAGCGGCAGCCGACGCCAGCAGACGCACGCUAUCUGCCAGCCCAUCCGACGGACGUCCGGGCGCAGAAGCAAGCCCGGCUCCUUGGCGAACAUUUCGGUAUUCGCGCACCGUCUCUUCCUAGUGCGCUGGUGCUAGAUGAACAUGGCUGUGUUGAAAUCCGUGGCAAUAGCUACAGUGACUCUACUGUUGGCGGCUCAGCAGUGCGUCGCCUACAAGUGUUACGUCUGCAGCUGGUCGCCGACGUCACACAACCGCACCGACAUCUGCACCCGGGCCAACUUCAACAAGGACGCCGUGAAGACGUUCGGUGGCUGCCCUCACGGCUGCGAGGUCGUCUCGGCGUACGACACGAACGGUGAGCUGGAGAACUUCUACCGCAACUGUGUUGUCAAAGGGAAGAAGGUCACCAACGACUGUCGAGAGGAGACCAACGCGGCGGUCCGCAAAACCGUCUGCCGGUGCGACUCUGACCUCUGCAACGACGCGGGGACGUCGACUCCGACGCUCCUCGGAGUCCUGGCGGCGGCAAUUUUAACUGUCAGUCUGGCCUUGCGAGGGUAGACGGCGCUACCGUCGCCGUUCGUAAGACGCCUGUAGGGUUGGCGCGGCGUGCUGAUGACCCAGCGAGGAGUGAGGAGCACUCGGCUGCCAUGCCUGCUGAAUGUUCGCUGGUCCGGUCGGUAGAAGAUGCGUCGGACGGAGUGCUUGCAAUGCCUGCAGCCUUGGCGGUGCUAGGCUCGAGAGCUGGAGCCUGGAGUGUAGUGCGGGGCGGUCCGCUAACGGCCAACGCCCAUCACGCCCUGCGGGGGCGGAGCAGGCAGAGCGCGGCAGCGGCAGCGGCGGCGCCGUGGACGGCGCUUGGCGACCCAGCACGCCGCAGCUUCCUAUUGGCGCAGUAGCUUUCGCAAGUUGUCGUCGCUGGCAUGGCCCAUGUCAAGCUUCUGAUGGUCAGUCAAAUUCUUUCGGCAAGGCGCAGUAUUGUCGUGCCCGCGGUGCCAUAAGCGCCGCUUAGCUUAAGUCAGCUGCACACUACAUCCGCUGUUGACAACCAAGAUGUCCGACAGAAUUCCGCCGAGCGAAACGCACAGGCACGUCAGCAUACGCCACGUACGAGUACGCUGGCAAACUAGCUACUCACGAUCGAGUGACUCGGUUCUCCACGCAUAUCGUCCCACUUGUCUCAGAUUCGGUGGGGCAAAAUGCCCGAUGCUUUGAACUGGCGUGCUUUUGCCUUGUUCAUAAAUGCCUCUGAGUUGUUUUGAUCGUGGCUUGAUUAUCGUUCAGCCGCGGGAAGCGUGUGUAUGUGAUGAAUUAUCAUGAAGCAAGUGGUAUCGGAAAGAGUGUACUAGAUAGUUUCAAAUUUUGAAAUAAUUUUAUGCCCUUUGCCGUCGUUUAAAAAAGAUUUAAUCAUUUCGAUGACCUGGCCGACUUGCCUAAUCUUACGUGGCCGAUACAGGAGAUGUUCUGCGAAGGGGUCUACAAGUUGAUAAUUUGGAAUCUGAUGGAGUUAUACUUCGAGCAGUCUCUACAUUGAUUUACGCAAUUUGCUGGCACGCGAUUGGCACUUUGCGAUACUCUGUAAUGCAUUUCAAGGCAUUCAAUGAUCUGAUGGUAUUACGUGAAGUACAAAUGUAGCCUGUCCUGAUUUCUGUAGCGUUAGAUAAUUUACUGGGACAGUAACAUGUUAUGUGGUAGCACGUUCCGCCCACCCGAGGCCGUUAUGGCGCAAAAAGUGUUUCUCUUGAUAAUGCUCAUUGUUUCCCAAAAUCUGUCCUAUUGAUUGCGUUAAGUGAAGCCCAGUUUUGAUUUCUAACCUGCCGCGUUUAGGUUUGAACAGCUGCCUGUCUAAUUGUGAGAUAAUCGGUAAUGCUUAAACUUCCAAAGGUUGAAAAGCUUCCUCCCCAGAUUCGUCGUCAAAGUUAUGAGGCCAAUGGUGCUCGGCCAAUUUAACGUCUUCUUGGCUAACGGCUGCAUCUGUGACAUUGAAGUCAGUUUGAUUUGUUUCCCUUUAGUUCUUCUCGAUGUGCCGCAGUCAUGCGAGGUCAUGGGCCCAAACACAAUAUGGGGGCGUCUAUCUGAGCCACUCGUCUGUAAUGACAGCGCUUUGUCAAUGCUACGUGGAUUGCAGUGCCCUAACGUCACUGACUUGACGUUGGUCAGCCACCAACGCUGCAUUCCUGCGGCAUACACAACUAACUGUGCCACUGGGGGCGCGGCAUCCACGUGCCUUCAGCUUCAGGCUCCGGUCCGCGCGCUGUAUUAAGCUCAAGCUCCGUCGCCUUUUUCUCCGCGCCGUGAAGCCAUGUUGCCGCCAGGGUUCGGCACCCUCCCUUACCGGUCACCCCAGAGAGGUCCCAGUGCCGGAGCCAACGGUCGUGGGUCGGCCAAUCGUGCCGCGCAGGCCAGCUUGAACCAGCUCGUAGUUGGUGUGCGUGUGUGGCUAUCUGACGGUGUGGCGUGGUAGCAGCCGACGCGUACGCUGUACAGGCGUGUGGACAACACGAGAACUGUAGUCCACGAGGUGCAUGACGCGUGUUAGCUGCGCUCGUCGCGAUUUUUCUUGUCUCGGCCGUAGCGUUCCGUGUUUCCAGCGCGCCCCGACUCAGCCGUGUGGACCGGAGAGCAGUCACGACACGGGAUGUCAGGGCGGAGGUGUCGAUCUAAGCUUGUCGUCUUGCUCUUCGUUUCUUCUCGAUGUGCUCCAGUCAUGUGCACCAGGCCGGUAGUUCAGAGUCUCGUGAGCUGCGGAGGGUCAAUACAACUAUGUACCAAA
Pollicipes pollicipes is the source of this 2844-nucleotide messenger RNA. RefSeq lists its product as uncharacterized. NCBI's taxonomy places the organism in Eukaryota, Metazoa, Arthropoda, Thecostraca, Pollicipedomorpha, Pollicipedidae. The transcript has 4 exons. The record is from RefSeq and is a predicted model, not a curated record. Bases 207 to 632 code for a protein of 141 amino acids.